AUGGUAUACGUUUUCGGUGGGAGGUUCAUGACAGGGUCUACCAAAUCAUCCGUCUACAGUCCGGCGUACCUUUUGAACCAAGAUGUAGUUCUCGUUACCUUCAACUAUCGUCUGGGUAUUUUGGGGUUCUUGAGCACUGGCGACGAAGUGGCUUCCGGAAAUUGGGGCCUGAAAGAUCAGGUCCUUGCGCUCGAAUGGGUGCAGCGUAACAUCAGACACUUUUACGGUGACCCUGAUCGAGUGACGUUAUUCGGCCACAGCUCAGGGAGCGCUUGCGUUCACCUUCUGACGCUUUCGAAAUUGACAAUUGACUUCUAUGAAAAGGAGGGUUGGCUCGAAGACUUUCUGGCAAACUUUGAUCAUUUGCUGCCGAUUUUCUCGUACUGGUUGUAUCAACCGGACUCUGGAGCCGCUUGGGUCAAGGCGGCCAAGUCGUACUAUUUCAAUAACAUUGAAACAAUGAAUAGAAGUGAGUUGCUGACUAACUUGACGUUACUCAUCGGUGACGCUACGUUCACCUAUCCGAUGUACUCCGCCCUGCUAUACCAGCAUGCAGUGGCAGUAAAUCCCCAAUAUUUCUACGCCUUUAGAUAUCGGGGCACCUGGAGUAACACUUACCUUUACAGCAACCCUUUGACGGACUACGGAGUAGCACACGCGGAUGAUCUUGGUUACAUUUUUCCACAUGUAGACUACAAUAUCAUCUUAGCUCUCAACAAAACCCCAAAUGAAAAAGAUCUACAAAUGAGGGAAAUCAUGGUGCAAUUGUGGACAUCUUUUGCGAAUCACGGUAAACCUUCAACUUUGUUUUUUCGUGGAAAUACAACGUGGGAGCCGUACUCGAAAAAGGACAAUUACCUUCAGAUAGGGGACAGAUCCGAAAUCACGCUAGAGGUUAAACAUUCCUUCUCAACAGAGCGAAUGCAAUUUUGGGCUAACUUGGAAAGAAGUACGGCAGAAGCAGAAACCAUCGGGUUCAUCCACUGACACGCCACCGCUAGAAGAUUCUACUGUCAAUAUUUAUCGACCGAUUAAACGCGGUAUUCCUGUAAAAAUGCCGAAAUCAUCGAAAUUCUGCAUGCAAUGUCGAACAAAAAUAAACAGAUACUUUUUCGUAUACUGCGAGAAUGCGGCUAGGAAAUUUAUUCCAAUAAUUAGUAGUAUUUCGCUUACAGAAAUACAUUUCUCGGCAUUAUUAGUGCUUGAGGGAAAAUUUUUUUUUGGAUGUUUGUAUUCGGUAUUGUUUGUAGAAUUGCGUUCAUUACAGCAUUUUUACAGCAGUGAUGCGUAGGUUUUGAUAAUAUUCAAAAUGUGUGACAUAUAACGCAAUCUGUAACGACUGAAUAUAGCAUCCUCC
Messenger RNA from Neodiprion virginianus, 1357 nucleotides. Its product is annotated as juvenile hormone esterase-like. NCBI's taxonomy places the organism in Eukaryota, Metazoa, Arthropoda, Insecta, Hymenoptera, Diprionidae. The transcript is spliced from 4 exons. Bases 1 to 987 code for a protein of 328 amino acids. The record is from RefSeq and is a predicted model, not a curated record.